AUGACCGAUCUGAUCGCGACGUGCGUGUUGAUUCGUAUACAGUGCGUGACGUUGAUAGUGGAUGAUGCAUGUCGCAGCGUGAUGGAACUAGGCAACAAGGAAACGUGGAAGUUGGUAGCUUACGACAACGAAAGUACGCGAACGGCACUGCCGGACAUUUUUGAAAGCAUUGUCAACGAGACAUCGAUCGUUCUGAAGGGUGAUGUGGAUGUGGCGAAACCAAAGCUCAUAUCUCGCCUAGAACAGUUGCUAUGCAGCUUCAAAGAUGUGCUGUUGUUGUUGUCAGGCAUCUCAGAAAUGGGCGCUGCAGCCGCCGCCGCCGCCGCUGCUGCCAAUGCAGAGAAUAAGGACCGGCCGACCACGUUGUCUCUGACUGAGGCAAGGGACAGAUACCGCCGGGCAAAGGUCAAAGACCGCAAAUUGCUGAUGGUGCUAGCAAACUGCGACUACGUACUGAACAAGUCCAUCCCGCGCUGCAUCAAGCGGCUGUCGCUGUGUGGAAUGCGCUUCUCGGAGCGCAUGCAUGAGGUAGCAAAUUUGUCGUACGGAUGGUUAAUGAUACUUUCCAUUUUCUAUUGAUG
Molecule: messenger RNA, 581 nt
Organism: Soboliphyme baturini
Lineage: Eukaryota; Metazoa; Nematoda; Enoplea; Dioctophymatida; Soboliphymatidae
Source: the annotation of a GenBank genome assembly